AUGAGGUCAAUCGCAGCGCGGAGGAUCGAUCGUAUGCUAUCCGCCCAGCCCCUGCCACUCACGGCGGUGAAUAAAAUCUCACUCAAAUACGCCACCGACAACGAAUGUGCAACAUACUUCGCCAAGGAAUUGCUGCCUCUCAUGGCAUAUGGAAACAAGCAUAUCGAGUUUAACGCAGCAGCCGCUGAGUCCGGGGAGAAACAGUACUGCAGCGUUCUACUCAGCUCAGGAAGCAACGUGACGCUGAACCUCAAGCUAUACCGCUACCCCCUGCAGAUCAUGCAGCGAAUUGUGGAUGUAGCGGCGACACAGGAAGAAUCUAGCAAUUAA
This is a messenger RNA of Babesia bigemina, 330 nucleotides long. RefSeq lists its product as hypothetical. The record is from RefSeq and is a predicted model, not a curated record. The transcript has 3 exons. The coding region runs from base 1 to 330 and encodes 109 amino acids. NCBI's taxonomy places the organism in Eukaryota, Apicomplexa, Aconoidasida, Piroplasmida, Babesiidae.